Prunus armeniaca (apricot) is the source of this 1608-nucleotide messenger RNA. NCBI's taxonomy places the organism in Eukaryota, Viridiplantae, Streptophyta, Magnoliopsida, Rosales, Rosaceae. The record is from the annotation of a GenBank genome assembly.
AUGAACCCAAAAGACGAGAGCUACCCAAAGUCUCCACCUACUUCAGCUGAAUUGAACUCGGAGAAUCCGUUUCGACCCGAAAUGUCAGAACCGUUGUUGGGUUCUCAGUCAAUUCCUUCGUUUACUUCUCCUCUGAUGGAAUUUGAAGCCUUUUGUGCUCUAAACCCAUCGGAGUCUUCUUGGUCCUCUGGUGUUUUCGAGUUUGAUAAGAAAGCUCCAACUGGAACGUCUUCGUUUAUGGACGCUGGUGGCGCGGAGCACGUGGCCGUCCCGCAGCCUCUUGAAUGUCUACAGGACAGUCCGGUUCCGCCGUUUCUGUCCAAGACUUUCGAUCUGGUCGACGACCCGUCGCUUGAUUCGAUCAUAUCGUGGGGUUCCGGCGGCAACAGCUUCGUGGUGUGGGACCCAUUGGAGUUUUCCAGGCUCAUCUUGCCGAGGAAUUUCAAGCACAACAAUUUCUCAAGUUUUGUCCGGCAACUUAAUACUUAUGGGUUUCGCAAGGUUGAUACAGAUAAGUGGGAGUUUGGGAAUGAAGCUUUCAAAAGGGGCAAAAGACAUUUGUUGAAGAAUAUCCAGAGGCGCAAGUCACCUCAAUCACUGCAGGUUGGGCCUUCUGCCGAAGCAGGGAGGCCCAGACUGGAAGGUGACAUUGAGACUUUGAGGAAAGAGAGAAGUAUGUUAAUGCAGGAAGUUGGUGAUCUGCAGCAGCAACAACGGGGUACAGUUCACCAUAUGAAAGUAGUGAAAGAGAGGCUUCAGUCUGCGGAGCAGAGACAGAAGCAGAUGGUUUCUUUCUUGUCCAAGUUGCUUCAAAACCCAGCAUUCUUAGCCCGCCUUCAACAGAAGACAGGACAGAAAGGUAUAGACUCUCCAAGGAUGAAGAGGAAAUUUGUUAAGCAGCAUCAGCAUGAACUAGGUAAAUCAGAUUCUUGUAUGCAAGGGCAGAUUGUGAAGUACCAACCUGCUUGGAGAAAUCUCUCUGUAGUCCCAGAUGUGAAUCCAGUAGUUCCUAUUGAACAAUCUCCUGAUAAUCUUUCACAAGUUAUGGCAGGAAAACUGGGUUUGGUUGCAGAAAGCAAGCCGUAUCAAUUUGCAGAUGUAGCAUCAGAUGAGUUAAAUUUAUCAGCUGAACCAGCAGUAAUGCGAGGGCUUAUCAAAACACCAGAGCAAGAAGGUGAAGGGGCGUCAAGCAUGGGAGCUGAAGAUCCAUUUCAAAAAGGGAAGAGUGUUCUGAGCCCAGAACAGGAGGUUAAUCCCGAGUAUCAUGUCUGUUUCCAGGAGGAUUUUGGGAAGAAUAAGAUGUUUCCGGAACUUUUCUCUCCAGGGAUCGAUAGCAUGAUUAAACAAGAAGAUAUAUGGAGCAUGGGUUUUGAUGUCAGUGCUGGUAUGUCAAGUUCUAGUAAUGAGUUAUGGAGUAACCUGGUCAACUAUGAUGUGCCGGAGAUGGGAGUGACAAGCGGAUUGUUAGAUAUCUGGGAUAUAGGUCCCCUGCAUGCAGCAGGAGGAUCAGGCAUUGAUAAGUGGCCAGCUGAUGAAAAUGCAUUUGAUGAGCCUGAUGGUCAAGCUGGCCAGCUAAAAGUCGAUACAUCUAAACGUAUUGAUCCAUAG